AUUGUGAAGGGAGGUGCCAGUAUCUAUUUUGCCAGUCUCGAUGGAAAGGCGUAUACAUUGAGUGGUAACCCAAUACAGCCGGGUACUAACCGGUCGAUACAAUUUCGAGAUACCUAUUCCCUGGCUGUACCCCAACCGCCCCCUCAACUCAUUAGUAUUGUUGCCAUAAAAGUACUGGUGCUGACCUGUGCCUACCAGUGCUCCGUAACCUACCGCGUGAUAAGACAGGACCCCAACAAGACUGAGGCGGCCAUCGAUAUCCGGGAACAGUCUCUCUACUGGACUAUUGUAUUGAGAUUUAGUAAUAAAGUCAGACUUAAGGACCUGGACAAAAUUUAA
Oppiella nova is the source of this 339-nucleotide messenger RNA. NCBI's taxonomy places the organism in Eukaryota, Metazoa, Arthropoda, Arachnida, Sarcoptiformes, Oppiidae. The record is from the annotation of a GenBank genome assembly.